Oppia nitens is the source of this 1349-nucleotide messenger RNA. RefSeq lists its product as uncharacterized. Lineage: Eukaryota; Metazoa; Arthropoda; Arachnida; Sarcoptiformes; Oppiidae. The transcript is spliced from 4 exons. The coding region runs from base 104 to 1345 and encodes 413 amino acids. The record is from RefSeq and is a predicted model, not a curated record.
ACAGUAUUAAUCAAACAUAUUUGUAGUUUCAUAAGUAAAUAUCCGUUUGAUUAGCUAACACUUUCAACGCUAUAUUAUUAUAUCUUUUUCUUUGUCCUCAUCGAUGUCUACUUGUUUUUGUGGAUCAACCGAUCACCGAACCGCUUACUGUCACAUAUCACGCAAAGCACUCGAUGAACAUAUCGGUGACUAUCCGUACGGCUAUUGUCCGCAAACGGUUAGUUACGUCAAAGUGGAUGAUUUGUUCAAACUAUCGGUAGCCGAUAGCAGUAAUAUCGAGUUAAAGCUGUACAAAGUGUCCGAUGACGGCACCGAAAGUCAGGUCACUACCAAUACAAUCAAUUUAGAAGAUAAUGAACGACACCAACAAUCACAACGAAUAUCUCGACUCGUAAUUAAACCCUCAUCUGUAAAGGUGUGGGUAUUGUUGGACUCAUCGAUUAGUGAACAAAAUGCUAGCAGUUUUAGGACUUGUAUUAAUUAUAGCCAACCUUUCAAUAUUAAUAUAUAUCCGCCUAAAACGUCCACAAUCGGACUCUUUAAAAAAUAUUUAACUAAUUACUACUUCUAUGGUUAUAAAGAUUUUAAGUUAUAUUUAAGGAAAAAAUCCGAAACACAGGGACAGAGGCUCAGGGAUGAUAUGCCGAUUAGUAAGGCCUGGCUUUACGGUCAGUUCACCAAUAGUCUGAUUCUGGUCUCUCGGCUCACCAUUAAUGACAUUCAAUUUCAACUAAAACCUAAAUUCAAACUAUUGAGUGAAAGAUUUACGGAACAGUCAUUAACUAUGAGAGAGUGCUUUGAUAAACAAAAUAAAAUCAUUAGCGAUGGUCUCAUCACUGCAAACAACUACAGCGAUAACAAUUUUGAUAUAAUCAAUGCCAAUAUGACAAAGUUGUCGGAGACUAUCGAAAAGUGUCUUACAGACCAAACCAAAGCUAUUACCGAUGCAUUGUUGACCACAACCGGUGGCGGAAUUGGACACAAGUAUUUGAAAGAUGUUUAUGUGGACUCUGAAACAGAUACCCAAUGUUGCGAUCAAUCAGUUAAUUCGCAAUUUGAUGAUAUAGUCGACAAUAACAGUAGCGACAAAACAAGUGUCAGUCAAUUGAUCCCAUCAAAUGAUAAACUGAAUGAUAUUGAUGUGAAUGACUUUAAUGACUGUUUUCUUAAUCAAAUGAAAUCGGUGUUGAACCACAAGGACAGAAAAAUUGAUCAAUUGAUGAAAAUGAAGGCAAAGAUUCAAGAAAAGGAUGACAUAAUUAAUCAAUUGACAAAAGAUAUCAAACAAAUGUUAAAUAUUAAUAAUUAUGCGAAAUCUGAUGACAACUUGUUUACUGAUAUAUAAUUAU